Messenger RNA from Notolabrus celidotus (New Zealand spotty), 3307 nucleotides. RefSeq names its product translocase of outer mitochondrial membrane 34 (gene tomm34). The transcript has 8 exons. The record is from RefSeq and is a predicted model, not a curated record. Gene Ontology annotation, cellular component: mitochondrion; cytosol. NCBI's taxonomy places the organism in Eukaryota, Metazoa, Chordata, Actinopteri, Labriformes, Labridae. Bases 387 to 1316 code for a protein of 309 amino acids. Gene Ontology annotation, molecular function: heat shock protein binding.
UUCUAAACUCCUAUAAUAUCCGAAUCCCUUGAACGCAGCGAGUCCAAGAAGUGAAACCGAUCCAGUAACAGAACCCCCUCCCUCCUUAGACCUUAGACCAGCAAACCGAGGAGUUACCAGAGACAUCCAGCAGCUCGUCCUCCUCUCCCCCCCUCUACAGAGCCCCACACCGGCACAGCAGCAGAGCCUCGUGUCCCUGAAACACCUGAACCACCUGAACCCCCUGAGAACACAGAGGAAUGUCAGUACUAACUCAGGGUACAUAGCCGGUCCAGAGAGUCUCAGGAGCCGGUUCAGUCCGGGUCAGUCGAGCUGCGAAGAGGAGGAAGUCCGUGUUGUGUUCCUGUCCCUCUGAACCAGGAGCCGAAUAUCCUCAAACAGACGAGAUGCCUCAGAAACAGAAGUCCCGGUCCUGGUCCGAGUUGAAACAAGCCGGUAACGAAUGUUUCAAGACGGGCCAGUAUGGAGACGCCACAAACGUCUACAGCCAGGCCAUCAAAGAGCUGGAGAAGUCAGGUACAAAGAGUCCAGAGGAUUUGUCCAUCCUGUACUCGAACCGUGCAGCGAGCUACCUGAAGGACGGGAACUGUGGGGAGUGUGUGAAAGACUGCAACAUGUCUCUGGAGUUGUCUCAGUUCAACGUGAAGUCUCUUCUUCGUCGUGCUGCGGCGUACGAAGCUCUGGAGCGCUACAGGCUGGCGUACGUCGACUACAAGACCGCUCUGCAGAUCGACUGCAACAUCGUAGCCGCUCACGACGGCACUAACAGGAUGACGAAGGCGCUCACAGAAGCAGACGGUCUGUCAUGGAGAGAAAAGCUUCCUCCCAUCCCGACAGUCCCUCUGUCCGUGAGAGAGAAACUCGCCCAGAAAACCACAGCCGGCGCCGCACAACCGAACCAGACUCUGCAACAGAACGGCACGGCACAAACGAAAAAACCUGCUCCCAGCGAGAAGAACCUGAGGAAGGCUCAGGCCAUGAAAGAAGAAGGGAACAAUCUGGUGAAGAAAGGAGACCACAGGAGGGCCAUCGAGAAGUACAGCCAGAGCAUCAAACACAACCCCACUGAGAUCACAACGUACACCAACAGGGCCCUGUGCUACCUGUCGGUGAAGCAGUUCAGAGACGCCGUCAGAGACUGUGACGAGGCUCUGAUGAUGGACAGCGGGAACGUGAAGGCGCUCUACAGGAGGGCUCAGGCUCACAAAGAGCUCAAGGACGUGAAAGCGUGCGUGGACGACCUGAACACCCUGCUGAAAGUGGAACCAAAGAACUCGGCCGCCCUGAAGCUGCUGGAGGACGUGGAGCAGAAAUGACGACUCAUCGCGGACCCUGGAGGCGGAGGCGGCGGCGGCGAGGAUGUGUGACUGCGAAGACUUGGAUCAGUGAAGCGUUUAUAAGAAUCUCUGAGGGGCAGCGACGCCAUCCGACCGCCGUAACUCAAACGAACCCACCGCGUCUCCAAAAUCGCUCCCGUCGCUCUGAUCCGUGUUUUACUUCGUCUCUGGAACAAACACGAGCCGGACGCCACUCGGCGAGCUCCGAGGAAGAGGACGAGCUACGAGCUGCCGUCUUCAGCUUUGAAUGUUUGUGUUUGACCCGUUUUCAUUUCCAGUCGCUGAGUAUUUAUUGGUAUUUAUAAACGCUGAAACUCUUAAAGAGAACGUCACGUUUUAGGAGAGAGCAAGCGUUUACAAUCACCGCCCGAUGGAGCCUCUGCAGGACGACAAACGUAGCUACGCCUCCCGAGUCGACGUGAACGCCCUGCCGUCUUCACCUCCCUGACAUCAACGUGAAACUGCAUGCAAGACUAAAAAUAAAGUUCAGGAACCGUCACGAUCAAGGUUUUACAUCAGGAGGAAACAGAGAGAGCUUUAUUUUGACAGGAGCUUCAUUGUGCGCCGCUACAUCCCGCAAUCCUCCCCUCAGGACGCGUCGUUUAAUCCUCCCCGCAUGCUUCACUUCAGCAACAAGAUACCAUCUCAGAACGGAGCUACAUUUCUUUUACCACGUGCCGCAGCGUCAUAUCUUCAGAUUUUCUUUAUGCAUCUUAUUCUGAACACCUCGCCGGCUCUGAUUCUGACGCAGCUCGUGUUCAGGGUGAGAGAUCAUCCUCGUGAUGCAGCCGUGUUCCUUUACUCUGGAUUACAGAUUUCACUUCACUUCAUUCUAAUCUGAGUUUGUAAAAUACGGCGAUGUGCUGACAGAUUUGUUCACGUCCUGUUCCUCUAAUGCUUCGCCGUUUAUGUGAACACGCUCUCAGCACCUGGGGGGAUUUAUCCAUGUUCAUACUCCGCCUGAACACUAGAUGGCAGUGUGGUUUCUACGCUCGUCAUAUCGUUUGUACGAAGGAAACAUGGCGAUUAAAUCUUUAGCGUGUUCUGUUUAUGUUCAUAUUGGAGCCUGUAAAAGUCGAGCUGCAGUUAGCACAAAGUAGAAAAGAGAGGAGACGUCAGAGGAGAUGGAAUCAGAGCAGGCACAGGACGGCGACAUUUCUGUGCAUGUUGCGUGCGAUGCAACCCAGCGGACCAAUCACAGGGCUUGCAGUCGGCGUGGUUUUAAUGCGUGGUUACAUUCUUGAGGAGGUGCACUUACAUGCUUCAGUGUAGACACAUAAACAAAUCUUAGAGUUUAAAGCCUCACAUGAAGCAGCCCCUCAUAGCUCAGCUUUGAUUUGUGAUUUCAUUGAAGUGAACGAUCCAAAACCUCCUUCAAGAUCAUCUGAGAGGUCAGAGACUGAGCUCUGGAGCUCUGGAGCUCUGGCUGCAGCCCGGUGAUUGUGAACGUUUCCUCCGUCUGAAACAGAGAUCAGUAAACACUCUCAGGUAGAUCAUUUUGUUUCUUUGAGCGUGUUCGUCCUCUUCAUGGAUUUAAAAUCACUUCCUGUCCGUCUUCUAAGAGCUCACCUGAGAGUUUAACUUAACGUAUCAGAGCUUCAGUUUCAAAGUGUCCUCAGAGGAGUCUACCACGCGCCCGUCUCUCUCCACCCGUCACCCGCUGCAGCACGGCAUCCUCCACCUUGCCUGAAGUGCCUAUCGUCCCCCGUCCCCCGCCCCCCGUCCCUCCUUCCCGUCGUCUACCUGCGGCUCUGGACUCGUCUCUGCUCCUCAGCUUUCUCUCUCUGGUUUCAAACGAUGAAAAGAAUCGCACUGCUAGUCCUUCGUGUCCUUCAGGGGAAGUUCUCCGAGUCUUCACUUUUGUUCGCAGAGACGAGAAGUCUUUGUUGGAUCACCUCUGCUGUGUUUGUUUCUGUCUGACUGCUUCUGUUUUAAUCUGAGAAUAAAGUAAAGAAAUAAAAACACCUUCA